GUCCACACAAUCGGCGGUUAUCUCCUCUACUCUUACCUAACAUUCAAAACAGUAUUCAAUUACACCGACGGAGACGUGUUUUUCUCGACCGCAGACUUGGGAUGGAUUACUGGCCACACGUUCAGCGUUUACGGAGCGCUGGCCAACGGGUGUUCAAUAGUGUUGUUUGAAGGCAUACCCACUCACCCAAACCCGGGCCAUCUCUGGGCUAUUAUAGACAAAUGGAGAGUCAAUAUCUUCAACACUGCGCCCACUCUUAUCCGGUCGCUCAUGAAGUUUGGCGACCAAUACGUCAAACAACACAACAGAAACACAUUGAAAGUGUUGGGAACGGCCGGCGAACCCAUCAAUCCAGAGGCCUGGCUCUGGUUUUGGGAUGUGGUCGGCGAUCGUCGGUGUCCUAUAGUCGACAACUACUGGCAAACAGAGACUAGCGGACCAAUGAUCUCAUCAAUACCCGGUGCCACACCUAUGAAGCCCGGAUCGGCUACCCUUCCCUUCUUUGGUGUUAUACCGGCGAUACUGGACUCCGAGGGCAGAGAACUGGAGGGCCCGGCUGUGGGACAGUUGGUGUUUAAGAAGCCGUGGCCGGGUAUCGCCCGUACCAUUGAUGGCAAACACGAUAGGUAUCAAAAUGUAUACUUUGAGAAGUUUAUGGGCUAUUACUGUACGGGCGAUGGCGUCCAACGGGACGCCGACGGCUACUAUUGGAUGACCGGUCGUAAUGACGACACUCUCAACGUUUCCGGACAUCUAUUGUCUACCGUAGAGGUGGAGACGGCUAUCGUCGAGCACCGGGCGGUGGCAGAAGCGGCCGCAGUGUCGGCCCCGCACGCCAUCAAAGGCGAGAGUAUUCACGUGUUUGUUGUGUUGAAUAAUGGCUUUAAAUUUACGGCUGAAAUGGAGAUCGAUAUCAGACGCAGAGCUCGUGUUAAAAUCGGAGCCCUCGCAGAGCCGGAUGUGAUCCGCGCUGUGAGUGGACUCCCGAAGACUAAAUCGGGUAAAAUUAUGCGAAGGAUAUUGACUAAAGUGGUCCGAAAUGACCGCGAUUUGGGCGACACGUCCACAAUGGCUGACCAGUCAGUACUCCAGGAAUUGUUCACCACAUGUGCCUGCGAUUGCUUGUCAGCCAUU
Molecule: messenger RNA, 1134 nt
Organism: Medioppia subpectinata
Lineage: Eukaryota; Metazoa; Arthropoda; Arachnida; Sarcoptiformes; Oppiidae
Source: the annotation of a GenBank genome assembly